GGACGGGCUUGUGAUUCCUAAUGUGUGUUUGUGGCGGAGGGACAACAAGGAGGACGACAAACUCAUACGUCCAGCCACACCGCGUUGCUGUAGGAGGGUGACCGUGUUGGAAACCGAUGACGAUGAAGCAUCAUUCUUCACUUCUUCAGCCCGCCGCACCCAUGAAUACACUGCUGACCCAGUGAUUCUACUUUUUGAAAUAGAAGAGGACAACACAGACGCGAAGAAUUUUACUGCGGGACACUUCCACAAAGCCAUACCUCCGAAUCUCUGGAGAGCUAUCCAGGCUACCCUCACCUUGCGUCGAAUUCCUUAAUUUCUGAAGAGUCAAACGCCAGAAUGGACGACGGCGUCAGCAAGAACCCAACAAUGCCUACCAUGCGUUCCGUCAGUGAACCUCAGCGCACCAACUCGAUGACGGACAAUAUCAAAAGCAUGUUCUCAAACUUGAAGAAAGCAGCCUCAGUCGGCGGCAACAGCAAACCAUACAAUGCAGACCCUCUCGCCAUGGACGACGACCCUCUUCCUGACUGUCCACGUAUACUCGAAGGCCGCCUCAACCAGCACCUAGGCCAGCUCGAUCGUCUUCGCCGGGCUGUGAAGUGGCGAAACAAAGAGAUCAAAGAGGUCUACGACGAAGCGGCUUACGAACGACGUGUCAAUCCCAACGGCACUACUCUGGUGAACCAGAUGAUGGCGGAGAUUGAGUUCCUUCGUGCUAAUCGCAACAACUACGCGAGGUUCGUCGAGGCCCAGCACUAUCAGAUCCAACGCAUUGCGGAUAAGAGGGCGGAGAUCGACAAGAAACAGGGUCAGGAGUGUACUGUGUACGAGAUGUAUAUGAGUCUGAAGCGCAGAGAUGAAUGGGCGGAGCUGUUCUCGUUUUAGGACUGCAAUGUUGGCAGGGUGGUCCUGUUCGGCCUGGAUUCACGGUGCAUAAGGGGUUGAGUCGAGACAUGAACGUUUGAGGGUAGAAGAGCAUGGCAGGAGAACAUUGUCGAUGGACUU
Molecule: messenger RNA, 1008 nt
Organism: Exophiala viscosa
Lineage: Eukaryota; Fungi; Ascomycota; Eurotiomycetes; Chaetothyriales; Herpotrichiellaceae
Exons: 1
Coding region: 340-888 (182 amino acids)
Source: RefSeq, a predicted model, not a curated record